Molecule: messenger RNA, 942 nt
Organism: Ramularia collo-cygni
Lineage: Eukaryota; Fungi; Ascomycota; Dothideomycetes; Mycosphaerellales; Mycosphaerellaceae
Exons: 1
Coding region: 1-942 (313 amino acids)
Biological process (GO): signal transduction
Cellular component (GO): plasma membrane
Molecular function (GO): GTP binding; GDP binding; GTPase activity
Source: RefSeq, a predicted model, not a curated record
AUGGAUGGCAUACCCAGACCUCUGCCGCCUUCCUCCUCCUUCACCCACGUCAGCUGCGGCCAACCUCCACCUUUGUCCGUGUCAGAUCGUUUAGAUGCGGCUGCGGCUGAAGGGCCGGCGCUCAACGCAAAGGAGCCACCUACAUUCCCACAAACAACAUCAAGGCGCAAGAUUCCCCAUCUCCCAUUUCCUAUGAUACCAUUCUUAUCAUCUCUUGUCAAAAGACUCCAUCUCAAGCACAAUGACCCCCCCAGGAACAGCAAAAAUGAUCUCACCGCCACCGUUCCUCCCAAAUCCCCAGAAGACCAAGUCGAAUCCUCCAAGGACAAAAAGGUCAUAGAAUACCUAACGCAACACCCCAUUCCAAUCCUCAAAGUCCUCGUCAUAGGCGCUCCAAACUCGGGAAAACGUUCUCUCUGUCAGCGAUACCAAGACAACGUCGUGAGCAYGCAACACGAUCCGCUAGAAAACGGGYAAUAUCGCCGCACAAUUCAUAUGCCAUUAUCGAUKUCCAGAAAGAACCCUGUCCAGCCGAGGAGUGAUCAGGAAUUGAGAGUACGGCUCGAAUGGACGACUCUACUUUCCGCCGCAUUAGAUAUGCAUCAGGAGGUGCUACGGCAAUUGGUAAGGGACCAUGAAGCGUACGUUCUAGUGUAUCGUGUCUCUGAGAGAGAGGGUUAUGAGGCGAUUGUGGAGCUUUAUAGGGAGUUCAUCGCGGAACGGAAGUCUACUACUACCUGCUUAUUCGUGGUGGCGAAUGGGAUGKAUGUACCAGUCGAAAAGCGGACUGUCAGUGGAGAAGAAGGAAGACGGUUCGCUGAGAGCUUGGGAGCGGAGUUCCGGGAGGUGUCGGCUAGGACGGGAAUUGGAUAUGGUGGGGAGGAUGAUAUUGUUUUGAUGGCGAGAAGUAUCAUAUUAGGGACGAUCUCAGCGAGGAAGUAA